GGGCGCUGCCCACCUCGCGGAGUGAGCCGCGCGCGGAGGCUACAAGUGCCGCGGCUGGUGAUCGCGGACUUUCUCAGGGAGCCGCGCCCGGGAAAGAGAGCGGUGCUCGAGCCGCACGGGGUGGCCGAGGCACAAGAAUUUCUGGAAGCUGCUGGGGGAUGUCUGACUAGCUCCCAUGGAGCUCCAUUACCUUGCUAAGAAGAGCAGCCAGGCAGACCUGUGCAAUGCUUUGGACUGGAGUUCAGGAGGGCCUCCUGGUGACCAGGCAGAUGGAUCAUUGACCAGAGCUGCUCUCUGCUGCAAGAGACACUGUACGUCCACACCAAGAGUAGCCGGGAUGGAAGGUUCUAGACUUAGCCCUUCUCCAGCAUCCCCUUCCUCCUCUCUGCAAGAAAGUGCUGUUCAGCCAGACUCCUUCCCACCAGGACCUCUUAACUCAGGGAACAGCCAAAUAGCAGAACGGAAAGUCUGCAACUGCUGCAGCCAGGAGUUAGAAACUUCUUUUACCUGCGUGGAUGAGAAUGUCAACUUGGAGCAACAGAACCGGAGCUCCCCUUCAGCAAAAGGAAGUAAUCACCCCAGAGACUUUGGCUGGGGAAAUCCAAAUGAGUGGUCCCAUGAGGCUGCUAUAUCCUUGAUAUCGGAAGAUGAAGAUGAUACGAGUUCAGAAGCCACAUCUUCAGGGAAGUCAGUAGACUAUGGCUUCAUCAGUGCCAUCUUGUUCUUGGUCACUGGCAUCUUGCUGGUGAUCAUCUCUUACAUUGUCCCACGGGAGGUGACUGUAGAUCCCAACACAGUGGCAGCCCGGGAGAUGGAACGCCUGGAGAAGGAGAGUGCAAGGCUGGGGGCUCACCUUGACCGCUGUGUGAUUGCUGGGCUCUGCCUCCUCACACUAGGGGGGGUCGUUCUGUCCUGUUUGCUAAUGAUGUCUAUGUGGAAGGGGGAGCUCUAUCGGCGAAACAGAUUUGCCUCUUCCAAAGAGUCUGCAAAGCUCUAUGGUUCUUUCAACUUCAGGAUGAAAACCACCACUAAUGAAAACCUGGAACUAUCCUUGGUGGAGGAAGAUGCUCUUGCUGUGCAGAGUUAAUUCUGGUUGUGAACUUCUUAAGAGUCUGCCUUGGCAUUUUAUAUGAAAACAAUAUAUUUUUUUUUCCUUAAUAGUAACAGUGCAAUUAUUUGCCUGCUAAGAAAAAAUUAUUUCACAAACCAACAGCCAGUGAGUGUUUUUGUUCUCCAUAUAUCUUCUAUUUAGAAGAAAAGCCAUGUAAGAUGUAUAAGAAACCACAGCCAGCGACACCUGUCCUUCUAAAGAGCUGAAGACAAAUUCAUCUGUAAUGGCCAUAAGCUUCUACUUGUAUAGCAAAAUAUUUCUAAUAACCCCGUAUACAAAUAGUUUCUUUUACACAAAUACAGAAUAUUAUUCUUUGAAUACUAGGAGAUCCUACGCAUAGUAGGAUCAAUUGUUAAUCUAUUUUGAGAAAAGAAACUAAGCACUAAUCCCAUAAUAAGGCUUACAUUUAAUUCUCAAAGGUGCUUAUCCAUUUUCUUGCUAAAUUUUUCUUCCUGUAAUUUGGUUAAACACUGCAAUAUAGAGUUUAGAGUUUGAAUAUUCUGAAACUUAAGGAUGUUGGUUAUUUAAAAAAAACAAACUGUAAAAAAUGUUCUAUUUAAAAUUAUUCCUGUAUUUAGAAAUGGUAACUAAGUCAUUAGGAUAAAUUUUCUAAUAAACGAUUAUAUAAAUUAUAUAAAAGAAGAUUACAUAAAACCAAUGUAAAUUUUACCCACAAUAUUAGUGCUAGAUAUUAGCUAGUGUCACGGGCUCCUAUUUUUAAAUGAGGUAAAAUUAGUUGCUGAUAUAAAUUUCAUUUUCUGUUUGUGAUUUUGCUGCCAUGCUGGUUACCUGUGCUCUGGAAAUCUUUGCAGGUUCUCACAACAGCAAGACAAAGCAUGAGACAUUUUAAAUGUAUCUCUAGACAUCUAAACAUCUGGGCAGGUGGAAGUCAUGAUUAUCUCUGGCAUGCUCCCAGGUGACAUUUUGCUGUUGUUUGGAGAUAUCCUCCAAUGCACUUGCAGCUGGACUCCUGGGAACUGUGCCUAGCAGGCUGUAUCACUUGCUGUAGGCCAAGCAACAAGCUGUUGCCUCAGGAUGGCAGCAGUCCUUAAGCCCACAACCAAAAGAUUAAAGUGGAAAAAGAGAAUGAUUAAACACACUGAUUCAAUGGGAACUAUACUCAGGCAGCAGAACUCACCUCCUGUUCACAGUGGUCUACACAUCAUUCUGAGCACCAUAUCGGUGGGCUCCUCAGUACCUGUGAGCUCUUACCUUGUAAAAUGCAGACUCUUGCUCUAUGAGAAGCAUGGUGGGCACAGUGGUCACAACUUUGCAGGACACACAGCAAGUGUCCACACUGACACACCACCUUGGUGUGGCAGAGGAUCAGGAAGAGGAUUGGGAAUGCAGCCUCAGAAAUAUCUUGCAUUUUGCAACUAUCUUUUGUGUUUGCAACCUCCCACUGUAGAGUUGUUUGAUCUCCUAUGUGGCCAAGACCAGUGGGGUCAUUCCAAAAGAGGACUAGAGAGCUGGCUGGAUAGCUCAGGUGGUUAGACCGUGGUGCUAAAGAGGACUGAAGCUAGGUGUGAGAGGGCAGGAAGGUGAGUGAGAAAGUGAUUUCUCUGUAGAUUGUAAAGCUUUAUUCUAAUGUCUGAAGUUUGUGUUGUUAAUGGAAGACUGUGGAAUACGUGGGUGACUUUGGAUGGCAAUAUGUAUGAUAUUUAUCUGAAUAAGCCCUUGAGGGUGUCAGAGAUGAGUGAGAUGUGUGCUGUGUGUUAUUAAGGGUUAAGGUGAAAUGCAAAAGGGGAGGAUCAGAGGAUAGUACAGAGAGAGAGGUCAGAUAUGUGAAAGAAUUAUUGGGUAAAAUUCAGAAAUUAUGUGGACCCCAGAGGAAGCUCUAUGUAGCUCAACUGCCUUACCCUACAGAACAGUACUGACAUUGAUUCAGAAAGAACUGGAACAAUAUAAGCAUGGUUUUGCUUUCUAUUGCUGGUUCUUUCUGCUUUUUGAACAAGCUUUGUUUUACUCUGACUCUCAUGUCAUCAUUUGUGUUGAGGCUUCCUAACCAGCUGCAUACACUUUAUAUUCUGAAGGUUUAUAAAUUGCCCUGUUCUACCCUGCCUGAGGAUCCACUUUGGGUAAUGUUGAGGCAAGAAAGGGAUGAUCUGCUUGUCUGAGUGAGUAGGUCUGAGCUGUGUUUUGUUUGGUUUUUACUACAUUUUUAAAAACUAUAUGUUUAUUCAUAGAAGCUAAGUGAGGUCAACUGAGUUUUGUUUUUAUUUAUUGAUGAAAAAGGAUUAAUUAGCCAAGUGGCAGAGCAGACUAAACUGAAUUAAUGUGUGGCUGAUUUUCAGUUUAUGAAGAAAGAUGAGUUUGAGAAUCAAAAGAAGGCUUUUCAAUUCUGUAAAACUGAUAAAGGAGAAAAAGCCAAAGCUAUUCAUUUGAAAGCAUUGAAGAAUCUUGCAGUACUACCAAAUUGUGUAGAUUUGAUCUAAAGGCAAAGUUUUUAAAAAAAUGCAUUUAGGAAAAGAAAAUAUUCAAGGGGAAAGAAAAGACCUAACAAAUCAGAAUAUAUUUCCUCCUUUCAAAGAACUCUGCAAAAUUUUCCUUAAAAUUUAAAAUUGAAAUUUGGUUAGGUAAAUGCUUAUUUCAACAACAUUAUUUAAGUCUGCUCACAUAUAGAGCACAUCUCUUUAAGGUUCUACUUAUAUGAGGGCAGACCAUUACACCAAAAAGUACCAAUUCAGAAAAUCAUCUGGAUGACUCAUUUUGUUAUUUGACAUAAUUCAGAUAAUUGCCUUAAUCAACUUUCCCCUAGGUUUUCAGUUUGUGUAGUCCUCUUCAUCCUGCCAUCCUGAAUUCAAAAUGAAGAUUACUUGACUUUAAAAUGACGGUAACACAGGCAAAGAAAAGCCCAGAACUUUAUACACUGUUUUUUCCAAUCUGAUAAAGAGUGAUUUGGGCUCUGGAUGUACUUUGGCAAGGCCUGGUGAUAAACGUACAGACAUUGGAUAGACAAUAGCUAUGGUAUUGGUCUUGGAUUCUUCAUGGAGAUUUAUGACCUUAUAUCUGUCCCUUCAACAAGGUGCUGGUUGUUAGCUAUGAAAGUUUUUAUUGCUAAACCUGGAGAAGCAGAACUCUUUUUUUCAGAGGUCCUAAGUCUUUAGUCUAUUUACAUGGUUUUAGAUAUCUAAAGUCAGAAUCAUCUUCCUAAUCCUAAUGAGAAGGCAGCUCAUCCUUCAGCAAUGGGGUCCAAAGGAGUGAGUAUCAGAAAGAAAGCUGCCUUUCUCCUUUACCACUGGAGUCUACAUGCUGCUAAUGGACUAUUGAAGCCUCCUAAUGUCUUUAAUAAACCAUUCCCUUUUAGGGCACCUUAACUGUUUGUGGUAGAGUUUGCAAAGAGUUUUCUUUGCAAUACUGUGGGUCCUCUCCAGUAUUUGGAGCUCCUGAUGCAGACUGCAUAAUACGAUGUACUGGUCCCUUGUGUGAAGAGAAUCUUUUCUUUAAUCUCCCAAUUGCAUAGCUGAUUUAUAAUUUGGAGUAGUACAGAAUUGCUUGGAGUCAUGAAGUUCUUGGUCGCUAUUGGUGCUUUACCCAUGUGACUGCUACCUCCCUUGACUCUGUACUACCUAGAUACCUGCCUCAAUAGCACAUGCUUUGCUGUCUGCUUAAAAUAUCUUAGUCUACCUACCCUCCUCAUACUUAUUUCUUUUAGGGACCUAAUUGGACCAGACAUGACACAUGUCCUUUGAGGUGCAAUUUUAGACGAAGAGUCUGCCCUACCAAAUGCAUUUGUGCCUUCCCUUUGCCCCCCAGGGUAAGGUUAAAUGAGUGAGCAAGCACCAUGCCAAUUGAAUAUCAGAAAUUAAGGGUCUGAACCCAGGUGGCUGUACUUUUUUUUACUUCUUUGUGACAGGCAAAAAUUCUAGGCAGGAACAUUUGAACAUUUUCUUCUUCAUCUUUCACAUAUGCAGUGGUAAGCACAUGCAAAACCUUACCUGGAUUAACAUCUUAAAGAAAAGGCUUUUUUUUUUUCUAUUAAGAGAAGGGUUUUCAAUGUGAAAGUCAUAUUCCAUUGCACUGAUUAAUGCUACCACAAAAAAAGUGGUCUGACAAAGAGAUUCACAACCCUUGCCAAUGGUUCACAUAUUAUACAGCAAGAUUUAAUACCAUCCACUAGAUUCCACUGCAACAAGGGAAUAAGAAAGAUCCUUACAAUUCUCUGUAAUGGGUUUGACCUUUCCCAGAAUUAGACAUAAAGAAUGGCUAUGAUGAGAAGAAUUAUAAUGAAGUCUCACUAGCUUUUCCCAGUGUAAAAGUGUUCAUAAGAAAGAGAAUUAACACAUCAUUAUCUUUCAGCUAAAUUUCAGCUGUAUGAUUUUAUGGCUCAUAGUAUUCCAAAUAUUCUCUCCUUCUAACUUUUAUGGGCAUACGUCUUGGAAAAUAAUUUGCCUGACUAGUGCAUUGAUGCUGUAAAAAGAUGUUAUUUUAAACACAUAAAACUGAUUUCAGAAAUCCGUGGCUUUCACUUAAGAGUGUACUCGUGGUUUAUGUUUAUUAGUGUGCAGGUUUAUGUGCACUUAAGUAUAUGUAUGUAUUAGGAAUAUAUUUUAUAGUUAUAGAAGUUUAAUAUCCAAAGCUAUUCUCAGAAUAAUUUUCUUAUAGAAAUUUGGCAUGCCUUAAUGUUGACUUUAAGAACAAGAGAAUUCAUUCACAAGUCACGAAUGAAGAAUUUGGAAUCAACCUAAGAAUGAGAUGCCAUGAUUAUAUAAGUCUGUUUUGGUUGUUCACCAUCCCACAAAUGUUUAUUGAUGUAUUUUUUUAAACUCAAUUUCAGGCUCAGAAGGAGGUGGUAUACUUAAAAAUUAUUUUACCAUGAAUUAUGUUUUAUUUCUUUGCUCCAAGUUUUGGUGACUCGCCUGUGUUUCAGGAACAGCCAGCCUUGUUUUCCCACUGCCAUCUUCGUGCUUCUAGCCAGGUUCCAAACAAAUGUCGUGGAAGAAAGCAAAGAUGGGUUAUUACUAUGUAGUAUAUUUACAGUUUUUAUGCCAUGGUUCUUAAAAUGCUUUUAAUUUUACUUUUCUUGCCAAGCAAAAAUAAUCUUAUGUUGAUUAUGUGGGGUUUUUUUAUAUUAAAAAGGGCAAUUAUUAAGAUUAUAAGCUUUGACUUAGGGCAUUUGAUGCCUUAUAUGUUGAUAGCAAGUGUGUCAUAUCAUUUUAAAAUAAAACUAUUUAUUAAGAUGUUUUAUCAUGUUUGUUAACUUUUCUUUAAAUCUGAAUCUGUGAUGCUGAUUUGGUCUUUUUAAAUUAUAUUUGAAAUGAUCUGUCUAAAAACAUUAAAACUGCUACUUACACCCAA
This is a messenger RNA of Galeopterus variegatus (Sunda flying lemur), 6409 nucleotides long. It is a transcript of the gene TMEM74, whose product is annotated as transmembrane protein 74. The transcript is spliced from 2 exons. The coding region runs from base 176 to 1087 and encodes 303 amino acids. The record is from RefSeq and is a predicted model, not a curated record. Lineage: Eukaryota; Metazoa; Chordata; Mammalia; Dermoptera; Cynocephalidae.